AUGCUUGAGUUUUUAUUGUCACUAAACAGUAAAGGGAAGCCAGCACACGGGGUCAUCAAUGAAAUUGUCAAGAAGUACGAUGUGCAUAGGAGGACAGUAGGAAGGAUAUGGAGACAGAUUCAGGAUCAAAAAGAGAAUAAUCAAGUACCAAUAACUGUCAACAACAAGAAGAAAGGCAGCAAAGGAAGGCCAUUCAUCCCCUUUGAUGAAAAAAAGUUCAAGUCCAUUGAAAAAGUGAAGAAGACAAGUUUAGCAGCACUAUCAAAGGCCAUGGGAGUUAGCCAAACCACAAUUUGCAGAUGGAAAAGAAAAAAGUACUUUCAAAAGCACACCAACGCAAUCAAACCGUUACUUACAGACAAAAAUAAACUGGACAGGUUAAUGUUUUGUCUUACUAGUUGCAUUUUAGAUGAGCAAACAAGAAACUUCACAUUUAAUGACAUGCCAAAUGUAGUGCACAUAAUUGAAAAUUUGUUUUACAUUAAAAGGACACAACAAACAUUUUAUCUUACUCCAGAUGAAAUCGAGCCACAUAGAGAAAUCCAAUCUAAAAGAUUUGUGCCCAAGAUCAUGUUUAUGUGUGCCAUUUCAAGACCAAUCUUUUCUAGUGAAGGUGAGACGAUUUUUGAUGACAAGAUAGACAUAUUUCCUUUUAUACAUGAAGUGGCAGCACAAAGAAGUUCAAAACACAGGAAGAGAGGAGAGCCAAAGACCAAACCAAUACAAUCAAUCACUAAAGUACACACAAGUGAUAUGAUUGUGCACAAGAUACUACCAGCAAUUAGAAGUAAAUGGCCACCACAUUUAAGCAAAACGAUAUUCAUUCAACAGGACAAUGCUAAGCCACACAUUUUAAAUGAUGAUGUAGUAUUUAGAGAGGUGGCAACACUUGAUGGAUUUAGCUUCCACUUAGUGCAACAAUCUCCUAACUCACCAGAUAUGAAUGUGCUUGACUUAGGGUUCUUUAGGUCAAUACAAUCGUUACAACAUCAAAAAUCAGCAUACAACUUUGCACAGUUAGUAAAUGCGGUGAGUGCAACAUCUAACAAUCUACAUCCAAAUGCAUUGAAGUAUGUAUGGAUCACACUACAAGCAUGUAAAGUUGAGGUUAUUAAGAAACUAGGUGGUAUAGAUUAUGACAUUCCACACAUGAACAAAUCAAAACUUGCAAGGGAAGGAAGACUCCCACAUUGUUUGGGGGUACAAAAGGAAAUUAUUUACGAGGAAAUACGUUAUCUGGAUAGAAAGGUGGAUGAAACGAGGUCAUUUUAUUUUACUUGA
Molecule: messenger RNA, 1281 nt
Organism: Amaranthus tricolor (Joseph's coat)
Lineage: Eukaryota; Viridiplantae; Streptophyta; Magnoliopsida; Caryophyllales; Amaranthaceae
Exons: 1
Coding region: 1-1281 (426 amino acids)
Molecular function (GO): nucleic acid binding
Source: RefSeq, a predicted model, not a curated record